This is a messenger RNA of Mercenaria mercenaria, 1498 nucleotides long. RefSeq lists its product as uncharacterized. Lineage: Eukaryota; Metazoa; Mollusca; Bivalvia; Venerida; Veneridae. The transcript is spliced from 2 exons. The coding region runs from base 13 to 831 and encodes 272 amino acids. The record is from RefSeq and is a predicted model, not a curated record.
CCAAACACAGUGAUGGGAUGCAGUAUUGGUUUUCCAAAUAACGAUUAUGCUGCAACAAUCGGACCUUUCGUUGAAAUUGAACCGGGCAGCGAUGAAACAAAAAAGAAGGAAACGGGAUUUAUAACCGCUUGUCAUCUUUUUAACACGCCGAAGAAUGAACAAUCCGUGAUAGGCACACAAGUAGUUCAACCAUCUGAUGGUGAUGAACCGGUUGUUGAUGUUUCAACUGGAAGAUUUGAAUUGGAUAUUUCCAAUGACAGAGUUUGCGGAGAAGUUGUUGCAUGUACAUAUAAUGAAGAAACUGACGCAGCACUAGUAAAAAUUACCAAACGAAGUCCGCAUGAAGGCGCCUUCAUCACCUGUCAGUGCCAGGACCUUAAAGACGCAGGAUUUUCUGGUACAAUAGAAUACAACGAUGGGUCCGUAUCGAGUUUAGAAGCAGCAUAUCGGCGGAAUGUUGUGAAAUUUGGCAAAACCACGAAACUUACUUUAGGACUGUGUUGUUUCGAAGGAAUGGCGAUAAGGAUUUCUUCAGACUCGAUAAGUAAAACACACCCUUUAACACGUGAACGGAGCUCAAUAGUUAUUAACAACCUGUUUUUCAUCGGUGGAUUUGGUAACAAAUCUUUUUCUGACGACGGCGAUUCAGGUGCUGGGGUGUUCCUUGUAGGAGAAAAUAACAGAUUACCUUGUAUAGGGAUGGUCAUUGGCAAGACAGCAGACGGUUACUGUAUUGCUAUUCCAAUUCAGAAAAUAUUUGACAGGUUGUCAGGAACAAAUUAUACGAACCUCGACAAUUUAAAAGUUACAAUGAAAACGUUUGAUGAUUAAAUGAGAGGUGAACGUAUGUAAAAAACUGAUAUUUGAUGCUGCAGCUAUGCAAUGAACUGAGUUACUUGUGGUUUCAAGCUCCGAUUUAGAAAUGUAACACGAGGCUUGAAACUGAUGUGAUUUAAUUGAUACAUCAAAUAACCAGAAGUUUUAGGGCUAAAUUAAAACUGUUAGUAAAGAAAUGCAUGGGUCUUCAACUUAACUAGUGUUUAUAAACAACUGUUUCAGCAGAAAGAGAUAUGUGAUAAAAUGAGUCUUACAUUCAUGUCUUUUCGUACUGAAUGAAUAAAAAUGAUAAAAUGUUCGACACAGCCUAGCAUUUUAUUCAAAUAGUAAAUACAGUAUAAAAAGAUAAUCCUGUAAACUCCUCUAUCUUUUUAAUUAUUUUACAUACUGUUAUUAUAUUAUAUACCAUAUUUUCACUAAAAGAAUAUAAUAAUAUACGAUAGUAAUUUGGAGUAAACAUAAAAUGUUAAGCAAUUCAAAAAAGGAUCAAAGUUCAUACAUUAUGAAAUAUAGGCAUGAACGUCUCUAUAUGCUGAUGUACACAAAGUAACAAUAAAAAUGUCAUUUUAGAAAAGCAUGACUACAAACUGCCUAUACAUAAAAGGGGUCGUAAAUGUGAUAUGUCUAUUCACUUGUCUAAUAAUAAAGAAUAAAUAUUAUA